AUGGUCGCCGGCUUCCGCCGUUCUAUGUCCCUCCCAGUCCCAGGGCUGAACCCUAGCAGCCCCGGCCCCAAAGGCCGGGCGCCGCUGGAGAAGGCCUGCCACGUCCGGUCCACAAGCCUCCCGUGCCGAUCCCACCCGGCCAUCGCCGAGCUCGAGGACGAGAUCCGUGCCCUCCGUGCCUGGCUGUCCCUGCCGGCUCCGGAGUCCGGCUCCCCGACCUGGAUCUCAGCCGGCCUCGCCCGGAUCGACCUCCUCCACGCCUCCCUUGACGACCUCCUCCAGAUCCCCCAGGCCCAGGACCCCCUCCGCCGCUCCCCCUCCGCCCCCUGGACCGACCGCCUUCUUGACGACUUCCUCCGCUUCGCCGACUCCUACGGCUCCUUCCGAUCCGCCCUCAUGUCGCUCAGACAAACCCAGUCCGAGCUCCACACCGCGAUCCGUCGCCGCGACGAGGCCCGCCUCGCGUCCGCCCUCCGGUCCCAGAAAAGAAUCGAGAGAGAUCUCGCCAAGCUCGCGGUCUCGAUACGGGAAGCGUCCAGAUCGCCGAUGCCAGCGUUGGCGGCGGAGCUGGAGAUGGCGGGGAUCAUGAGGGAGGUGGCGGUGGCGACGGCGACGGCUUCGGCGGCUGUUUUCUUGGGGAUUGGGGCGGUUUCCUCCGCCGCGUCGGCCGCGGUGGCGUCGACGUCGAGGGCGUAUUCUUGGGUGGUGGCGCCGCUGAGGAAGCUUUCGCUGUCGCCGUCUUCCUCGUUGAAGAAGAGGGACUGGGGGGAGUGGGAGGAUGGUGCAUUGGAGAGGUUGGAGGCGUUGGAGGAGUGCGUCGAGGUGUUGGAGAGCAAGAGCGAGAGGGUGUUCAGAAGUCUGGUGAACACCAGAGUGACGCUCCUUAACAUCCUCACUCCCUCGUUGUAG
Molecule: messenger RNA, 909 nt
Organism: Phoenix dactylifera (date palm)
Lineage: Eukaryota; Viridiplantae; Streptophyta; Magnoliopsida; Arecales; Arecaceae
Source: RefSeq, a predicted model, not a curated record